AUGAGUCAGCAUUUGGGUGAUAACUCCUACAGGAUUAGAGUGUUUCCUGGAAUCCUGUUUGUUUUUAUCCACCCGUCCCAGCACAUAAAGGGUGCCAUUUUGAUUUUUAUGGGGAUUGUUGUCCUCACUAUGAAGGCAUCUGUUAUUGAAAUGUUCCUUGUUUUGCUGGCGACUGGAAUACACUCAAAUAAAGACAUGACAAAGAAGAUUAAAAGGCCCAAGUUAACUGUGCCUCAGAUCAACUGUGAUGUCAAAGCCGGAAAGAUCAUCAAUCCUGAGUUCGUUGUGAAAUGCCCAGCAGGGUGCCAAGACCCCAAAUACCACGUUUAUGGCACGGAUAUCUACGCGUCUUACUCAAGCGUGUGCGGUGCUGCGAUUCACAGUGGUGUGCUUGAUAAUUCAGGAGGGAAAAUACUUGUUCGGAAAGUUGCCGGGCAAUCUGGCUAUAAGGGGAGUUAUUCCAAUGGUGUCCAGUCAUUGUCCCUGCCACGCUGGAGAGAGUCCUUCAUCGUCUCAGAAGGUAAAUCCCAAAAGGGUGUAACCUACCCAUCGGCGCUCACAUACUCAUCAUCUAAAAGCCCUGCUGCGAAAACAGAUGAGACCACGAAAGCCUACCAGAAGCCACCAGUUCCAGGAACAACCGCACAGCCAGUCACCCUGACGCAGAUAACGGGAGCCACUGCCACUGGAGCCGCCCACGCCAGCCUGCCAAAGCCGUCCCCCUCUGCCGGCUCCACCAGCAGCAGCCUCGGACCCCAGCCCGUGGGCCUCAGGAGCGGGGAGCUGGAUCUCUGGGCCACCAGCACCUACACAAGCGGCCAAAACAGCCCCCACGCGGAUCCAGGGGAAAUGGACUUGUGGAAACCUGGAUCGGUCCUUUUAGAUGCAGGAUUUGUUCCAAAAGAAGAAUUAAGCACGCAGGCUUUGGAGCCGCUAUCCCAGGGAGAUCCAAACUGCAAAAUUGACUUGUCAUUUGUAAUUGACGGGAGCUCAAGCAUUGGCAAACGUCGAUUCCGAAUCCAAAAGCAGUUCCUGGCUGAUGUUGCCCAAGCUCUUGACAUUGGCCCUGCUGGUCCACUGAUGGGCAUCGUUCAGUAUGGAGACAACCCUUCUGCCCAGUUUAACCUCAGAACUCACAUGAAUUCCCGGGAUCUGAGAACUGCCAUAGAGAAAAUCACCCAGAGAGGAGGGCUUUCCAAUGCAGGCCGGGCCAUCUCCUUUGUGACCAAGAACUUCUUUUCCAAAGCUAAUGGGAACAGAGGCAGUGCUCCCAAUGUGGCCGUGGUGAUUGUGGAUGGCUGGCCCACCGACAAGGUGGAGGAGGCUUCGAGGUUUGCAAGGGAGUCAGGAAUCAAUAUUUUCUUCAUCACCAUCGAAGGUGCCACUGAAAAUGAGAAGCAGUAUGUGGUGGAGCCCAACUUCUCUCAUAAGGCUGUGUGCAGAACAAAUGGCUUCUACUCGCUCAAUGUGCAGAGCUGGUUCAGCCUCCACAAGACAGUGCAAGCCCUGGUGAAGCGGGUCUGUGACACCGACAGACUGGCCUGUAGCAAGACCUGCUUGAACUCGGCCGACAUUGGCUUCGUCAUCGACGGCUCCAGCAGCGUGGGGACAGGCAACUUCCGCACGGUUCUCCAGUUUGUGGCCAACCUCAGCAAAGAGUUUGAGAUUUCGGACAUAGACACGCGAAUCGGGGCUGUGCAGUACACCUACGAGCAGCGGCUGGAAUUUGGAUUUGACGAUUACAACACCAAGUCUGACAUCCUCAAUGCCAUCAAGAGGGUGGGAUACUGGAGUGGUGGGACCAGCACGGGGGCCGCCAUCAACUAUGCCCUGGAACAGCUCUUCAAGAAGUCCAAACCCAACAAGAGGAAGUUAAUGAUCCUCAUCACUGAUGGGAGAUCCUAUGAUGACGUCCGAAUACCGGCCAUGGUUGCCCAUCACAAGGGAGUGAUCACCUACGCAAUAGGUGUCGCAUGGGCUGCGCAGGACGAGCUGGAAGUCAUUGCCACUCACCCCGCCAAGGACCAUUCCUUCUUUGUCGACGAGUUUGACAACCUGUACAAAUUUGUCCCCAAGGUCAUCCAGAACAUUUGUACAGAGUUCAACUCACAGCCUCGAAACUGA
Puma concolor (puma) is the source of this 2124-nucleotide messenger RNA. The record is from RefSeq and is a predicted model, not a curated record. NCBI's taxonomy places the organism in Eukaryota, Metazoa, Chordata, Mammalia, Carnivora, Felidae.